This is a messenger RNA of Stomoxys calcitrans (stable fly), 2961 nucleotides long. It is a transcript of the gene otp, whose product is annotated as homeobox protein orthopedia. The transcript is spliced from 8 exons. Bases 1068 to 2420 code for a protein of 450 amino acids. Gene Ontology annotation, molecular function: DNA binding; DNA-binding transcription factor activity, RNA polymerase II-specific. Gene Ontology annotation, biological process: regulation of DNA-templated transcription; neuron differentiation. Lineage: Eukaryota; Metazoa; Arthropoda; Insecta; Diptera; Muscidae. The record is from RefSeq and is a predicted model, not a curated record.
GAAUAAAAACCUCUUUUACAUACAAAUCAAGUGUUUUGUUAUAGUUUUUCUCACCAUAUUCCUUGGUUCUGAUAAUUAGCAGAAAACUGAUGUAAUUAUGUGCAAGAAUACCUGUUAUUGUCUAGCAUAGACCAUAAGUGUUGUGUGUGUGUGUUUGCGCCCAAGCAGAGUGUGAGUGUAUAACAUUUAAAAAACACCCCAACACAAACAACAAAAAAGCCACACUUCUCCAUUUCUUCAAUCGGCUGGAAUAAUCCCAAAGUGGGUGUAGAUAUCUAUACAAACCAUUAUCCCUAUGUGUGUGUGUGUGUGAGUGUGUAUAGCUGAAUGACUCGACUGGAAGCGCCUCGUCCUUUGCUGCUCUAAAAUAGCAUAACUUACUGCAAGUGUCUAUGCAUGUCAGCUUGUGUGUGAGCGAGUGUGUGUGUGUGCAGUUAAGUGUAGGUGUGCAAAACGGCCAACAAGCAGACAGACAGACAGAAAGUCUACUUUUUCUAUGACUGCUACUUCUGCCACUGCUUGGUGAACUCCAAAGUAUUUUCAUUUCUGGACUUUAAUGUCCCUUUAUGGACUUUGAAUUGGUCUUUGGGCCAUAAAAACGAGAACAUUUGAUUUAAUUAAUUCUUCGUGCUUCUUAUUCUACUGUCGGCACUUUUCUUAAACUACCUGCCUGUCCUCCAGCCUACCAUAACGACUGCUGCUGGUGUUUACACAACUCAGAUAUCUUUGGCACCAUUACUGCUGCCACAGCCACUAUUUCUAUUUAUUUGGCUGUUACUUUUUAUGGAUUUUCUUCAAUAUGGCUUAAACGUUUCUCAUCAAUGCAAAAGAUAUGGCCACCCUGUACACAUGCUGCAACCUGACCACUAAAUGAAAUGACUUUUUAAAAGCUAAACAUAAAUUUCCGUUCUGUGAUAGAAAGGUAUACGAUUUUUACAAAAGGGUUUUCUCAACGAAAGUAAAACUUGUUCGUGCUAGAGAAAUCACCUGCGUCCACAUACUCUCCAAGAAGUAACAACAAGAACGACAAACUGUCGACAUUAUCGAUAAGAAAUUUUUCGGCAAAUAUGCUGAACAAUCUGGGGGCCAAUGUUUUGGGUCCCAAAGAUUGUGAUAUACCCAAGGCGGCGUUGUCGGCCUUACAUGCCGGCGUCAAUAGUUUCGGCCAAUUAACAAACGGUCCACCCAACCCUAGCGAUAUUUCGCUAAACGGUGUUGGGGGAGGAGGAGGAGGCGGUGGCGGUGGUCCUCGCCUGCAUGUCUCCAAUAAUUUAUGCGAUAACCAAAAUCCUUUGGUCAAUAACAAUAAUAAUAACACCAACAAUAACAACAACAGUAUGCAACAACAGGAUCAGAUUUUGGAUAAAAACAAACAGAAACGGCAUCGGACAAGAUUUACACCGGCCCAGCUAAAUGAACUGGAACGAUGUUUCUCAAAGACCCAUUAUCCGGAUAUAUUUAUGCGUGAAGAGAUUGCUAUGCGUAUAGGAUUAACCGAAUCCCGAGUACAGGUUUGGUUUCAGAAUCGCCGUGCCAAAUGGAAGAAACGCAAGAAGACCACCAAUGUCUUCCGUACCCCAGGUGCCCUCUUGCCCUCACAUGGCCUGCCACCAUUUGGGGCCAAUAUAACAAAUAUAGCCAUGGGUGAGGGCUUAUGUGGGUCCAGUAUGUUUGGCGGAGAUCGUUGGAGUGUGGGUGUGAAUCCCAUGACAGCUGGCUUUGGUCAACUAAAUCAAUCUUCAACGCUUUCAUCUUCAUUGAAUGGUGGUCUAAAUUCUGGUAUUAAUUUAGGCUCUGCCAUGGGUGCUGGUAGUUAUCAACAUUAUGGAUUAAAUGCUUUAGGUGACUCAAUGAUGUAUCAGCAUAGCGUUGGUGGUGUAGGCUGUGGUGGGGGUGGCAAUGGCUCACCCACAGCCACCACCCCACCCAAUAUGAAUUCGUGUUCUUCGGUGACACCGCCCCUUUCGAAUCAGCCAAAUCCUAGUCAAAACGAACUGAAUGGUGAUAUGAGUGCCCAGCCACAUCAUCAACAACAACCACCACCGCCCCAACAACAACAACAACAACCCCCUCAACAACAGCAGCAAAAUCACCAACAACCCCAACAUCAUCAGCAGCAACCACCACCGCAUCAACAGCAGCAGCAACAGUCUCAGCAUUCCGACUCGAACAACAACAGCCAAGGGGGUGGCCACCAACAACAGCAGCAGCAGCAGCAACAGCAGCUUUUGCCCCAUUGUCACCAGUCCAUGCAGUCGCCAACAGAUGGCUCACCCGAGGAUGAUGUGUGGCGAGGUCAUAGUAUAGCUGCCCUGCGACGGAGAGCUUCCGAGUUGAAUGCCACCACAGGAAUACCGACAUAUUUGCAUCACGCCGCCGCUGCUCACAACAGUUACGAACACCACAAUUCGGUCUACUGAAAUUUGUUGAAAAGCUUUGAAAGCUUUUCUGAUUAUGGAUUUCCCCAGAGCGAUUUUUGAGCUUCAAUGGGUGUGUUGGAAAAAGAAGAAAAAGCUUUCUAAGCUUUUCAAAUGCAGGCAUAUACAGCAAUCAGGGUAUAGACUUUGAAAAUAUUCCGACAGAUGUCGACUGCGAUGAGAUUUUUAAAAACUCUCCGAAAAAUCUAUACCAUAAUAAGCCUAUGCUGCAUGCCAACCAAUUGAAAUACCCACCACCAAGCCAUCAUAAAUCACCAGGGUGGAUUCAUGUCUAGACUAGUGCUAAGGAUAAGCCUUCAGAGCUUUUUAUGUGGUGAUGAUUUUAGAGCUUAGUCGUUUUAAUUUUAAUUCCAUUUAUUUUUUUUUUUGCUUUUUUUCUAUUCCUUUGAUAUGCAAUCAACUUAUCCUUGCAAUGUUUGCCUCAUGGCCUACCAGUAAAAGGAUGUAAUUAUAAUUUUUUCCCCCUGUUUUUCUCUUUCUGAGAUUGUUUGACAAGUGUCUGUGUAAUUUUUUUUUAAGUUUA